This is a messenger RNA of Sorex fumeus (smoky shrew), 689 nucleotides long. It is a transcript of the gene TBCA, whose product is annotated as tubulin folding cofactor A. Gene Ontology annotation, molecular function: beta-tubulin binding. Gene Ontology annotation, biological process: tubulin complex assembly; post-chaperonin tubulin folding pathway. The record is from RefSeq and is a predicted model, not a curated record. Gene Ontology annotation, cellular component: microtubule cytoskeleton; cytosol. Lineage: Eukaryota; Metazoa; Chordata; Mammalia; Eulipotyphla; Soricidae. The coding region runs from base 120 to 446 and encodes 108 amino acids. The transcript has 4 exons.
CCGUGCGCCUGCGCACAGAGCCCCGGCGCCGCGCCCGAACCAACUGCCUAGGCCGCUCCGCGCCUCUCCGGUCGGCUUCUCCGCUCUCCGCCCCGCCUUCCCGCGGCGCUCCCGGAACCAUGACCGAUCCCCGCGUGAGGCAGAUCAAGAUCAAGACCGGCGUGGUGAAGCGCUUGGUCAAAGAAAAAGUGAUGUAUGAAAAAGAAGCCAAACAACAAGAAGAAAAGAUAGAAAAGAUGAAAGCAGAAGAUGGUGAAAAUUAUGCCAUUAAGAAACAGUCUGAGGUCCUGCAAGAGUCCCUCAUGAUGAUUCCAGACUGCCAGCGCAGGUUGGAAGCUGCACAUACUGACCUUCUGCAGAUACUAGAGAGUGAAAAAGACUUGGAAGAAGCCGAGGAAUAUAAAGAAGCACGAUCAGUACUAGAUUCAGUGAAAUUAGAAGCAUGAAGACUUUCUGUACAGGAUGUUUUUGUGAUUUUAUCCUGGAAUCCAUUCCAUAAUUCGUUAUUUUGACCACUGCUCUGUGUUCAAGUAGGAUGAGAAUCUAAUUAUCGAUAUUUCUGACAGAAGUAAAAUCUAUUUGAAAUUUAGAUACUUUGCCUCAUAACUGGAUUGAGUUAAAAACAGGAUUUUUUUUUUAAGUAAAACCAAAACUUUGAUUAGCUUCUGAAUAAAGUGCAACUUCCUAAA